This is a messenger RNA of Gadus morhua (Atlantic cod), 13897 nucleotides long. It is a transcript of the gene wnk3, whose product is annotated as WNK lysine deficient protein kinase 3. The record is from RefSeq and is a predicted model, not a curated record. The transcript has 25 exons. Gene Ontology annotation, biological process: protein phosphorylation. Bases 975 to 11894 code for a protein of 3639 amino acids. Gene Ontology annotation, molecular function: protein serine/threonine kinase activity; ATP binding. Lineage: Eukaryota; Metazoa; Chordata; Actinopteri; Gadiformes; Gadidae.
GCUCUAGCCCGUGGCAAGUGUAUUCGACAGAAAGAGCGAAGCGGCGACAGCGAGCACGUCAAAAGCUCUUGAACCCCCCCAAACGCCCCGUGCGUGAGUCAUAGGAUGUAAAUUGUGUACAUAAUUUAUUUGUAUUCUAAUAUGAGUGAACACGUGUACGUUUGAGUCUCCGUACCGACGGACCGGAGGACAAUACCUCAAAGCAAAGGCUGGCAGCAUCUGAACCUGGAGCACGUACAUCGACUCGCGCGCACACCAAGGAUCCACUCGAGUGGGGAUUUUCAAAGCGACUGUACCACCAGAAGCCUAUAAAACAGACCAGACCAAACACGGGUUUGCUAUAUAUUUGGUAGCAGUGUAAAAUAGAUAGUGUAAAAAAUAAUUGUGUACGGAAGACCGUUUGUACGUUGCGUGGCUAUAACGCUUCAACGGCGCUUAUCUAACGAAAUGAUGUGUAGGUCUUGGUGAGUUCGCCAUCUGGGCUGACCUGCUCGUUUGAUAAAUAACCGACAAGAUGUUACAUUUGGGGUUUACCUGAAGACACUUUUUUACAAGGAAGCCAGGAGCAGGGAGCUGUUCCCUCUCUCUGGUUGGCUGUCUGCUGCGUGUGCACAUGAGAAGUACUGAAUGAGGUCAGGUUUAUUUCAGUUGGUCGUGAGUACACCUGCUGGAGGGCGUAGGUGGGACAUGGAGAGAGGGAAAGUGAGGAUACAACUUCAUCUUUAGUUCACCAUCUCAAACUGAACAGCUGAUUUUCAAGGCGCGACUGACAGCGAACGAGGGGAGCCACAGGGGGGGGGGGGGGGGAGACUCGGAGGGACCUGAGGCGCCAGAGGAAAUGCCAGGCCCUCUGACAGGGGUCAGAGGGUAACCACGGACACAGAGAGAGACGGGGACUGGCCGAGGAUCCGAGGUUUGGAGGCGGAGACCGAGGACUAAGGGAGGGUAGGCGGGAGCUGGGACCGCCGUUUCCCAUGGCGACCGACCCCGGCGAGCCCACCGGCACAGAGGACUCCUCGGAGAAACCGGAUGGACGGAGGAGGGGCGAGGGGGCGGCGGAGGAGGCGGGGGAGCGGGCGGUGGGGGGCGGCGGCUCCGGACGGGAGAGGACGCGCAGCACCCCCUCCGACUUCCCCACCUACAACACCAAGGAGCGGCGGGACGAGGGCGGAGCGGCGGGCGGCCGCGAGCGCGAGGGGGAGACCCCGGUCCGACCGGCGUCCUACUCCAACCCUUCCUCCCCGGCGCUGGCGGCGGGCGGCGGCAGGCUGAGGCGGGAGAAGCGCUUCUUCAGGAAGAGCGUGGAGAUCUGCGAGGAGGAGGACGAGGUGGACGAGCCCCCGCCUGCUCCUCACAGCGCCCCCCCCCUGGAGCAGCGCUCCUCAGACUCAGUCUUCGCCGGCAGUGGCGGCGGCGGCGGCGGCGGCGUUCAGCAGGGUGAGCCGAGCGCCGUGUCGGCCAGCGCCAUCCUGGGGCAGGAGUCCGGGGCCCCCGUCUCCACGCAGGAGGCCGAGAAGGACUCGCCCGCCUCGGUCGCUCUGCAGAACAGGGAGCGAGCACGGGAGCUGGAGGAGGAGGCGGAGAUGAAGGCCGUGGCCACGUCUCCCGGAGGCCGCUUCCUCAAGUUUGACAUUGAACUGGGCAGAGGAGCCUUUAAAACGGUCUACAAAGGCCUGGACACUGAGACCUGGGUGGAGGUGGCCUGGUGUGAGCUUCAGGACCGUAAGCUAACCAAAGCAGAGCAGCAGCGCUUCAAGGAGGAGGCUGAGAUGCUGAAGGGGCUCCAGCACCCCAACAUCGUGCGCUUCUACGACUCCUGGGAGUCUGCGCUUCGGGGCAAGAAGUGCAUCGUCCUGGUUACCGAGCUCAUGACCUCCGGAACCCUUAAAACUUACCUUAAACGCUUCAAGGUGAUGAAGCCCAAAGUCCUUCGGAGCUGGUGCAGGCAGAUCCUAAAAGGCCUUCACUUCCUCCACACCCGAACCCCUCCUAUCGUCCACCGGGACCUCAAGUGUGAUAACAUCUUCAUCACGGGGCCCACGGGCUCCGUGAAGAUAGGAGACCUGGGACUAGCUACUCUAAUGAGAACCUCCUUCGCCAAGAGUGUCAUAGGAACCCCAGAGUUCAUGGCACCGGAGAUGUACGAAGAGCACUACGAUGAGUCGGUGGACGUCUAUGCUUUCGGCAUGUGCAUGCUGGAGAUGGCCACCUCCGAGUACCCGUACUCGGAGUGUCAGAACGCAGCACAGAUCUAUCGCAAAGUCACAAGCGGCAUAAAACCGGCCAGCUUUGAUAAAGUCAACGACCCGGAGAUUAAAGAGAUCAUCGAGUGCUGCAUCCGUCAGAACAAAAGCCAGAGACUGUCCGUCCGCGAUCUCCUGAACCACGCGUUCUUCGGGGAGGACACGGGGGUGCGGGUGGAGCUGGCAGAGGAGGACACGGGCAGCCAGGACUGUCUGGCCCUUCGGAUUUGGGUGGAGGAUCCCAAGAAACUGAAGGGCAAGCAUAAGGAUAACGAGGCCAUCGAGUUCAGCUACGACCUGGAGAACGACAGCGCGGAGGAGGUGGCCAUGGAGAUGGUGAAGUCAGGCUUCUUCCACGAGAGCGAUGCCAAGGUGGUGGGCAAGUCCAUCCGGGACCGGGUCACACUGAUCAAGAAGUCUCGGGAGCGCCGUGUGCAGCAGCAGCAGUUACUCCAGCAGCAGCAGCAACAGCAGCAGCAGCAGCAGGACCUGGAGGAGCGGAGAGACUCUGGUAUUCAACCUUUCACCUGCUCCCACCCCUCCUGCCCCUCCUCCCUGGGACCCGCAGCAGCCGGCCAGGUGGCCCCUAGAGGUGGCGGAGUAGCAGGGCAGGAGCCGGAGGAAGCAUUAGAGGCGGAGCAGCGCGCCAGGCAGCAGCAUGUUCUCAGUGGGGCCUCGGCUCUCGGCCUGCCAGGUGAAACCAUUGGAUCAGCCAGUUGUGAAUCAUAUGCAAGUGACCAGAGCCAUGUCUACUCCCAUCAAGGAGAGUCCUACGCCCACUCCCACCCUAGCUACGCCUCCACUGCUUCCAGUACUGGGAUGACUUCUCAUCCCGGAAUGCUCCCCAUUGGUCAGAGUGGAGGUGUUCCAAAUGUGCCUAUUGGUCAGAGCGGUGGCAUCUCCGGCCUGUCCAUUGGCCAGAGUGGAGGGGCAUCUCUUGGCCAGACAUUUAUUCAACCUGCAAGCAUGGCAACACAGGUCUUACCCAGUGUAACGCAACAAUACUCUCAGCCAUACAUUUCAGAUGGGUCCCAGAUUGCCAAUUCCAAUGCAUUGGCCCCCUCCCAGUCAUAUAUGCCCCCCAUCUCGCAACAAGCGCCCCUUAAUAUGCUGGCUACCUCCCUCUCGGCUGGUGAUCCUACUGGACUAGCAGGGGGCAUGGUGCCCCUCGCUCAGCAGACCCAGCCCACUGCCACUCCUAUGCAGCCCCCUGACAUCAUCCCUCAGGCAGCACAACAGCAAGCGCAGCCUGUCAUGAUCUCUCAGCCGGCCAUUGUCCAACAACAACAGACAGGGAUGGAGCCACACACCACCAGCGUACAGCAGCAACACCAAAUGGAGGUCCAUGCCGCUCUGCUUCAACAGAAGCAUGCUAGCGCUGCUCAGCAGCCUCAGCUAGCCACUGAAACGCUGAUGGCUGACCAGCGGCAGCAGAGCCUUUCCACCACGGCCACCCAUCAACAUCCACCUGAGCUUCAGCAGCACAUGUACGUACAGCAAGCCAUACCUCCGCAAACCCCUCAACAGACAGUUUUGGCAACACAGCCAGGCAUGGAACAACAGCGGCAACAGGUGUUGUCAUUUACCCAGCCGGCAGAGCUGCUUCACAUGGAUCAACAUGGACAGACCCUGCUACAACAGCAACAGCAACAACAGCUUCAACAACAGCAACAACAACAACAUCAACAACAGCUUCAACAACAACAGCUUCAACAACAGAAUAAUCAACAACACAUACAGCAUCAACAACAACAACACCCACAACAGUACCAACAACAGCAUCAACUGCAGAACCAACAACAGCAGCAACUACAGCAACAACUACAGCACCAACAGCAGAACCAACAACAACCGCAACUACAGCAACAACCACAGCAUCAACAGCAACAACCACAGCAUCAACAACAGCAACAGCUUCAAUCACAGCAGCAGCAACAACAACAGCAACAACUACAACAGCAGCUUCAACAAAAACAAAAUCAUCAACAACAACUGCUACAACACCUUCAACAACAGCAAACCAUUUCAAUGCAGCAACAGAUACCGCAGCAACAGCAAGUGGAAUUUCAACAACAACAGCAACAACAACAGAACCAACACCAAGCUUUACUACUGGAGCAACAUGCAUGCAUCCAACAGCAACAUCAAGCCCAACAACAACAAGCCCAACAACAACAGCAACAACAAGCCCAACAACAACAGCAACAACAAGCCCAACAACAACAAGCCCAACAACAACAGCAACAACAAGCCCAACAGCAACCAUCCCAACAACAGCAACAACAAGCCCAACAGCAACCAUCCCAACAACAGCAACAACAAGCCCAACAACAACAACAACAACAAAAGCAACAACAGCAACAACAGCAACAACAACAGUUGGAGCAGCAACAAGUACUUAUUCAAAAACAAUUACUGGAGCAACAGCAGGCCCUUCUGCACCAGCGGCAGCAAGAGCAGCAGCCCAAACAAUCGUUGCUACCGCAACAACAAUCCUUGCUGCAGCAGCAACCACAAGAUCAGCAACAGCAAGCCAUCUUACAACAACAGCUGGAGCAACAUCAACAGCAAGUGAUUUUACAGCAACAACAACUACAUCUUGAGCAGAAGCAGUCAAACCAAUUACAGCCGCAGCUUGACCAAUCCCAUCCGCAUGUUCUAAUGCAAACCCCUCAGCCUCAGUUGCAUCCUCUGAAUGAGCAACAGCAGCAGAGCCAGAUGCAACAGCAAGUGGAACAACAGCAUCAGCAAGCUCUACUGCAGCAACACCUGCAGCAGCAAGUUAUUCUGCAACAACAGCAUGCUCUCCUGCAGCAGCAACGCUUGGAUCAACAACAAGCACAGCUCAAGCAUCAGCUGGAAACACAGCAGCAGCAGGCUUUGUUACAACAGCAGCUAGAGAAACAACACCAACAAGCCCUGUUGAAACAACAGCAACAACAACAACAACAACCACAGCAACCACAAGCAGAGCCACUGCAACGGAAUCAGCAGAAUCAGAUUCAAGAGCAACCUCAGCAACAGACUACCAUUCAACAACUAGAGGCCGUCUCUCUCGAGCAACAGAGGGAGCAGCAGACUUUGAUUCAACAGCCAUUGACCGGCGUCCAGCAGGUGUGCCUCCCUCAGCAGAGUGUCCCUCAGUUCUCAGGGCCGAGCACAGGUCUCACCCAGGUGCAACAGCAGGCUGCACACGUACAGCAGCAGCAGAACGCCUACAUGGCACAGCAGCACGCUAGCUCUGCAGCGGAGCCCAUCGACUCUCAGGCAGCCGUCAUGGAGGGCACCCUGCACCAAACUCAAAUGAUACCGCAGGCCCAUCCGACACCUGUCCAGGCCACGAAACACCCCGCUCAGUCACUCGCUGCUGUGAUGCAAGCUCAAGUCCCGGCCCAGCAGCGACAGAGUGACCUCCUGCCCAAUAGCAUAGCCCAGGUCCCAGUCCAGUUCCAGACCAUGGCCGCCCACCCGGCACCGCAGCCUCGAUCAAUGAUGGAAGCCCCAGUCCCUCUUCAGGUGGUGACUUCCAUCCAGGGCCAGCCGCCAUCGGCCCAGACUCAGCAACUUCACUUGCAGGCCACACUUCCGAUGGCUGCCACAAUGACGCCGGGCGAGGCGGCGGCUCAGCCUUUAAUCCGCCUACAGCCCCUGCAUCCGGUGAUGCAGAGUCAGCCUCAGCCACCACAAGGCCAAAUACCAACUGACGCAACCAUGAUGGCUCAGCAGAACCAAGCCCCCAUUCAGUCCCCGCCGGCUGUUGCCAUGGCUCCCUGUCAGGUUCAACCUAACAUACCAGCACAACAGACUGGCCAAAUUUCAGGAAUGUUACAGGCCCAGCUGCAGCCAUCUGGCCAGGUGCAGGUUCAGGCUCCCACCGGCAUUUUGGCGCCCCAGUAUAAUCAAGCCCUUCAGGCAGCGAUGCCCUCAAUACACCAGGACAUCGUUCCACAACAGCAGCAGCCCUCUGUACUGCAGCAUCAGCAGAUGAUUCUGUCUCCUGGCGCCAUUGGAAGUGUUGGAGCAGGCAUGGCUGUCAGUUGCUCCAUGGUCGACCCCAUAUCCUUUACAUCUGCUCUUCCUCCUGUACAGCAGACGGGGCAAGCAUACGUUGCUAGUCAAACAAUUCAACAGCCAGCGGUUCAGAGCCAGCAGCAGUUGACGGGAAAUAUAGCCGUGUCUUCCGUCACCCACUCUUUACCCCAGCCGGCAACUAUUCAACCUACUGGGCAGUACCAACAACCACUGCAGACGCUACCACAAAUGCAAAAUCAGCAACAACAAAUGCAGCAACAGCAACAAAUGCAACAGCAACAACAAAUGCAACAACAACAAAUGCAACAGCAACAAAUGCAUCAGCAACAGAUGCAACAGCAACCAAUGCAACAGCAACCAAUGCAACAACAGCAGCAGCCACAACCGCCACUUCCAUUUCACCAGACGCACCAGGCCCUUCUCGGUCCAGCCUCCAUACAGCAACCGCUCCUCCUUCAGCAGCAAGCCCUGGAUCCGAGUCAGCUGCCCCCACAGCCUCACGCGGCUCCCCAGCUGCUAACCCAGUACUCUGCCCAGAUCAUCUCAAAGGGCCCAGCCCAGCCGCAGUCCCCGCCCCAGGCGCUCCCGCUGUACAGUCAGAUCGUCGCAGGGCAACCCCCGUCGUCCGUGCAGAGGACGCUGCCCGCCGACACACAAACCCAGACCGGCAUGCAGGCCCAGGCUCAGACGCACACACAGACGCACGUCCAGACACAGGCCCACCCUCACGCACAGAUCCAACCGGCCAACCCCUCUUUCGUGGCAGAGCAGGCUGCUCUUCCCCAUGCCGCCUUUCCCCUCCAACAGAUGCCCCCCAGUCCCACUCAUACCUCCUACCCGCCAGCAUCGCUAGCCACCCUCUCCCAGCUGCCCUCCCUCCACGCUCUGGCUGGCCAAGUUCCUCCAGAGCUCACCUCGCCCCCACCAGGGGGGCCGAGCACCUUACCCGGAUGGGCUGACGUCCCCACCUCCCCUCCUCCUGUCGCACCUGUCCAGUUGCUUGACUCUAAUGUCCCCUUGCUGUCCCAAACCUCGCUGCAAGACUGUGACCCUCCUCCAUUGCUGGGCAUAGCUCAGGAAAGUCCCCAUCUAUCAGGCACAGAAUACCACUCUUCAACAGGAUCUGCUCCACCGAACGGAGAAGAGAUGCUGCAGCUCCUGGCCAAUGGGAAGCUCGAAAAACUCAAGUCUCAAAGGCGAUCUUCUGGCCAGAAGCCUGAGAAAUGCUCCCUCCAGUUUCAGCUGAGCAUGCUGCAGGUUUCCAGCAGUGGUGACAAUAUGGUUGAAUGCCAGUUGGAGACCCAUAGCAACAAGAUGGUGACAUACAAGUUUGACAUUGAAGGGGAUGCACCCGAGGACAUUGCGGAUUAUAUGGUGGAGGAAGACUUUGUCCUUGAAUCUGAGAAAGAGAAGUUUGUGGAGCAGUUGAGGGCCAUAGUUAAGAAAGCCCAGGAAAUUCUUCAAACAAAGUCACAGACGGGAUCUUUUGAGCAUCAAUCGAGCACUCCCACUGGUUCUGCAGAUUCAGUUCCCCAGUCCUCCCCAGUGGGGCGUUGGCGCUUCUUUAUCAACCAGACCAUUCGCCACAGAGACUCAAACCAGGGAGCCAUCACACCGCCCCCUACUGGAGAGAUACGAUUACCUCAGUCCCCAGAGAAAGAGUUUGAAAGAUCUCAGAGGUCAGAGCCUUCCAUCGCAAUGGUCUCUCCCUCCUCCCCCGCCCAUUACGCUGCUUCCCCCCCCACCUCCGCUGCCUCCGCCCCGGCCUCCAUGUCCGCCCCCCCCACCGCCGCCGCUGUUCACGCUGCCACCACUCCCACCUCGGACAGCAUCUCCGCCCCGGCUUCUACCCUAACCAGCCUGGCCGCAGCGCCUUCGGCCCCUUCUGCACCCCCGACCGGUCUGGAGCUACUGGUCCUCACCUCGGUCGCCGGCCCUUCCUCCUCACCGUUACCGUCUUCCGCGUCCAACCUGAAAGCCGCCGCCGCUGUGCCCGCCUCCUCCGCUGCCCCCGUCCCCGACGUCCUCUCACCUCACGGCUCUAGCGGAAGCUCCGUUCCAGCUGCAAACUACGGGGAGACGGGACUGGCGGCCCCGGGCCAGCACGCGUCCGGAGGAGAUCACUCCACCUCGGUUGACCCUCGUCCUCUUCCCCCCGUUCUCGCCGCCGCUGCGGUCACCUCCCCCCCAGUCAGCCAGGUGAUGCAGGAGCAGCACCAGCAGCAGCAGCAGAUGUUGGCGCAGAUGGCCCAGCCAGCGCCGCCCAAAACCCAGCCGCAGCCGCCGACGCACCUUGCCCUGCAUCAGGUGCCGCAGCAGAUACUGCAGCAGGUGUCGCCGGCGCCGACGACGCCGCAGCUUCAAGGCUUACAACGCCAAGCCCUGCAGCUUCAGCAGCUACCAAUGGUGCCGCAGAUGCAGCAGGUCUUACCGCCACAACCGCAGCCAAUACAACAGCAGAUCUACCAAGAGCAAUUCAAAAUACCACAGGAGCAAAUACUGCAGCAGUCUUUCCAGGUGUUACAAUUACAACAACCCCCGUUACAGCAGCAACAUCCCAGCCAGACUGAGCCAGUGGUGCAGCAGCCAGUCAACCCUCAAAUUGCUCAAAUGCCGCCAGCGGAAUUGCACUCGGCGGCGCAGCAUGUGACUGGUCAACAGCAAACUCCACAGUACAGCACGCAGGUGCUACAGCAGCCCGCAGUGCAGCAGCUACCAUCUACCCCAGUGGCAGCAGUGUCUCUGCAGCAGGCCCAGGCCGACCCCCUGCAGCAACACCUAGCGCUGCAGCAGACAAUGCAGCUGCAGCAACAGCAAAGGCUCCAACAACAGCAACAGUUGCUGAUGUACGCUGCCUCAGUGCAGCCCGACCCGGUGCAGACACUUCCCCAGUCGGUCAGUCAGCAGUUUGUCCCGCAGCAGAGGGCGCAGCCUUCCAAUGCCAGCUACGUCCAGCCAAACACGCUUCCACCACCGCCAACAGCGCAGGUCCCCGUGGAGCAGCUGCAGCAGCCCCUGCAGCCACAGCAGCCGGUCCACAUGCAGCAUGAGUCAGUGAAGGCCGGGGACCCGCCCCAGCAGGAGGACCCCCUGCCCAAGCAGCCCUUGUCGCAGCAGUCAGAGUCUGAACUCUCCGUGGGGGAGGCCGGAAUCACGGAGGAACCGGCGGGGAGCCUGGGCCACUUCCAGCCUGCCUCGGACUCCUCUCUGCCUCCUCUGGCUCCUCUGCCUCUGAGCACGACCGAAGCACCGCCCGCCUCCCUCUCCCUCACCCUCACACCCUCGCCCGCCCAGCCCUCCUCCGUGGUCGAGUCCGACAGCGAGGGUCCGCCCAAAAUGGAGUUUGUGGACAACCGCAUCAAGACGCUGGACGAGAAGCUGCGCAACCUGCUGUACCAGGAGCACAGUGGGGCGGCGGCACCGGGGGCAGGGGGCGGGGCUGUGGCCCCCAGCCCACCUCCAGUAUCUCAGACCGCAGCUUCCACCGCGUCCACUGGUGGGGACGAGACUUUGGAGCUCUCCACGUUCCAACCCCUGUCCGGUCACCUGCCAGGCUCCUCCUCAGACACCUCCCCUCAAUCCUCCUCCUCCACCAGCUCCACCUCCUCCUCCUCCUCGUCCACGACCUCCCGCUCCUCGUCCACCUCCCCAGAGCCCGAGGCGCAGAGGGCAGAGGAGGAGGUGGGUGCGUCGGAGCGGCCGCAGAUAGACCAAGCUCUGCCCUCUGGCUCUGGCUCUGGCUCUGGGUCAGGGUCUGCCGCCCCGCCACCCUCCUCCCUCCUGAUGCCCCAGCAGGAAGACUCUGUCGAGCCCCAGCGCCAACCUGUCCCCGGAGAACCUACUGUACUCGCUGUCUCCCCACACUCAGACACCAGUGCCCACGGAGAGGCGUCCGCGGCCCCAAAACAGCAAGCCAUCCCUCUGCGGCACGGACUGCAGCAGCAGCAGCAAAAUGCAGGAGGUGGAUAUUUUGGCCUAAACCUGACAUGUCCUAGUAUCAGAAAUCCUGUUAGCAAGAAAUCCUGGACUCGCAAAUUCAAAAGCUGGGCAUGCAAACUGCGCCACUCCGCCAGCUUGUUCAAGAAGCCCAGAGUCCAGCAAGAUGGGAAAGACGGUCAUCCGCUCACAGAGGUAAAGGAAGAUGUGCCACUCAAUCCGACAGUGUCCCGUAAAGGCCGAUUUCAGGUGACUCCAGUGCCUCAGCCUCCCGAACCCUCCCCUCCCAAGGAGCAGGCCCAAAGCCUGAGGAGCAGCCACAGGAAAGUGGGGCGCUUCUCAGUGACCCAGGCCGAGGCCGCCAAGAGAGAGGAGGCACACACGGACAGCUCCCCCGUCUCGCCCGACCUGGAGCGAGAGAGGAGGAAGGCCAGGGGGAAGGAGGGGGAGGAAGGGAAGAGGACACCUGCGCUGAGCCACCCGCCCCGAGGACACAGCCACGGACACUCCCCCCUGGGCAGCAGCGACGACGAGGAGAGUGAGAUGGAGGAUGAGGAGCUGAGGAAGGAGCUGCACCGGCUCCGAGAGAAGCACAUAAAGGAGGUGGUGUCGCUCCAGGCCCAGCAGAACAGAGAGCUGCAGGGUCUCUACCAGCAGCUGCGCUCCAUCAAAGAUCACAGGCACACCCUGCCUCUCCCGCUGCCGCGAACGCCCCCUCUUCCCAUGACGCCCACAUCCCUGUCUCCCCGCAGGCCCCGGCCAAACAAGGUCAAGCUCCGGCCCCGGCCUCAUUCUCACUUGGACAACAAUGGAGUCGCAUCCCCUGGGGUCCAGCAGUCAAGCAGUUACUCUGGUGGGGAACACAGCCGCUUGCCUCCGUACCGCCACCCUGAAAGCACCACCUCGCUAUCAGCCAAAAGAGAUCACAGCCCCCCUAGGAAGAGCACAUUUACAGACGAGCUGCACAAACUGGUGGACGAUUGGACAAAGGAGGCGGUGGGUCCCGCCCCUCCCAAGCCAUCGCUCAAUCAGAUCAAACAGAUCCAGCAGGGGCAGGAACUCUGGGGCCAACCGGCGGAGGUGGCUCCCCCCUGCUGGUUUCCAGUAGCACCUCUAAACCCCCAGUCAUCCCCAGCCCCGUCGAGCCUGCCCGGGGCUGCCCCGUCACACUACACAGGAGGAGGUGGAGGAGGAGGAGGAGGAGGAGGUGGAGUAGGAGGAGGAGGAGCAGGAGGAGCGUGCCGUACCUUGCGCUCCCCCGGGGCAACACCGCCUACACACCUGUCUCCAGUGCCCCAGCUGCAGCCCAGUGUGCACCUCCACCAGUCGCUCCAGCAGAUGUCCUAUCAGCAGCCCCCGCUCCGCCAGCAGCUCCCCCAGCCUCGGGUCCAGAGUCCCCUGCAGACCCAGUCUCAGCCAAUGCAGAGCCAAGCCCCGGCCAGCGCCACUCACCUGCCACCUCAAACCCAGCCACUGUUGCCUUCCCAGAAGCCCGCCUCGACCGUGCCCCCCUCUGCACCCACAGACAGCAGCACUGUGACCGGGGCCACGUUCUGCUCCUGCUCCUCCUCUUCCUCCUCCUCCUGUUGCUCCUCCUCCUCCUGCUCUACCGCUCCUCUGCCUUCCAGUGCCAAACUACACCCAGCGCCCCCCGCCACCCCCCUCCCCCUGGGACAGCCCUGAAGCCCCCGAGAGGGCUUUGGGCAAGGACUGGGUGACGGGGCCAGGGUUGAGACUUUUGAAGGGUAUUCUAAAGAUUGGAUAUGAAAUUGAGGAUGUGGAAGAGUGGAUGAGAGAAGGACGAGUGUUGAUGUAGUUAUGGUGGGAAGGGGGUGUGAAUGUGAAAGAUGGUUACUGUAUGUACACUACAGACAGGGCCACUGUGGCUGUGGAUUUAUGAAUAAUGUUGUGUUUGGCUGUUAAGUUGUAUAAAUUCUGCAAUGUGUGUGUGCAUUUGUGAGUGUGAGUGUGUUUGUGCUUCUAUGUAUGUACUGUACAAGGGCAUAACCCCCCACCCCCCCCGCCCCUUUGUAUUUGUGACACAAAUUAAUUAUCUUUCCUUUCAUACGGUUGAACCUGAACUCUAUUUGAAAGAGACAUGAAGGACACACAGGAUUUUAACAUCAAUGACUUUUUCGUUAUAUUUCUUUGUCAAAGUUAGGGCAAAACAACAAUUUUAAAAGUGCAAUUAGUAACUGUCUAAAUUGAUCAUUGUGCAUUUGAUUUAUUUGUCUGUAUGACAUAAAAUAUUUUCUAGAAGCAACUUAACAGAUGAGGAUUAAAGAACAGACCAUUAAAAUGAUGGAAUAAAGCACAAAGUGUUUCCAUGGGCCGAAAGCGUAAACACAGUUGCGUCGAAAGCAUGUUACACAGUAAAGCAUGGUCAUGUUAUCUGGCUACCAUCGCAACCAUGAUGCCAUCAGCGCACUGUUUUAAGUGUAGUGCAUGGACACGGCAUGUUAGCUUCUAAUACCUCGAAACAGCAAUGGGUUUGUAGCAGAUUUAAUUGAACGGAUUCACUGAUUGAUAGUCUGUGUCCUUCAUUUUAGUAUUAUUAGCGGGAUAUUGACAAGCUCAGAAGUUCUGCCAAGUCUUUGCUUCACAUUUUAUUGUUUGGGAGGACUUUAAAGUUCCUGCACUGCAUCCAUUACAUUACUACUUUGCAUGACCUUUUGGCUACCUUGAGUGGAUCUUUGCGCACCUACACUUUGAUUUAGGUAGUAUGCUCACUACUAAUUAAUUCAUACAUGUUUAUGAGGUGGGGCACGAAAGAGAAAAAAACUGCCAAAUGAUUAUUAAAUGGAAAAAACAUGAUUUCUUUCCGAUAUUGCCUUUUAAAUUGACUACAUUAUUGUGUGAGAAUGUGUAUUUUUUUCUGUGUGGCAAAGCUUUGUUACCGUUGCACUGCGUCAUAAAUGGCACCCAUUUUGCUUUUAUUCGGAGCGGCCUGUACGCAAUGUACGCAAGACCGGUGAGGACUUUUACACCUGUAAAGUUUGACAUUUUACAACUGUAAAGUUUAAAACUUUGUUGAACGUGGUAUUAUUAUUUUAAUGGUGAACUAUUUUGUCUAUGAUCAUAAGCUUUUUCACUGUGAAUGACUAUAAACUAGACUGGACCACGAAAGUGCAAUCAUGCACAGUACCCUAACUUGAUCAAGAAGUGAACAUAUUUCUGAAUUAACGUCAAUGAAAAAACAGGGACAUAGGCCUACAUAAUAAUAUAGCCAACUGAUGUUCUAUUUGACUUUCAGCGUUAAAGCUAAAUAAUGUAUUGGCUAUUGAUGGUCAAUCAUUGAUACAUUUACUUGGUAUAAUGUAUAUAUAAUGGAGUAGUAUAUACAUUUCUGUAUUUAUUGAAAAUAUCAAUAGAGAUAUUCUGUUCUACAGCAAUGAGUAGAUUAGGAUACAAAGGAGUCAAAAACAUCCUACAAAUUUGUAAUUGGGAAAAGCAGUUUGUACAAGAGUUUAUGGUUCAAUUUGCAUCACCUUUGCAGUAGUAUUACCUGCAAUUUAACGUAUGGCUUCUAGUAUUCAUGUUGUUUUUGAUACAACUCACAUUUUCCACAGAAAUGUAGUUCAUUAUUUAUGUUGGAUACUAACCUGUUGACUACUGCUACAGCUUUGACGAUGAUUCAUGAAUAAAAUGGAACUUGCCAGGUCCUUGGAAGUGUUACCAAAAUGUUA